CCUUGCUCAGCCACCAUGUCCAGGCAGUCCAGCAUCACUUUCCAGACCGGCAGCCGCAGGAGCUUCAGUGCGGCCUCAGCCACCACCCCAGCCACCGGCCGCUCCCGUUUCAGCUCCGUCUCCGUGGUCCGCUCUGCAGGUGGCGGUGCAGGGCUGGGCAGGAUGAGCAGCGCUGGGGCCGGCUUCGGGAGCCGCAGCCUCUACAACCUGGGGGGCACCAGGCGAGUCUCCAUUGGAGGGUGCGGCAGCAGCUUUCGAGGUGGCUUUGGUGGCAGGGCCAGCAGUGGGUUUGGGGUCAGUAGUGGAUUUGGCUAUGGGGGCACAGCCGGAGGAGGCUAUGGGUCCUCUGGCUUCCCUGUGUGCCCGCCUGGAGGCAUCCAAGAGGUCACCGUCAACCAGAGCCUCUUGACUCCCCUCAACCUGCAAAUCGACCCCGCCAUCCAGCGGGUGCGGAAAGAGGAGCGGGAGCAGAUCAAGACGCUCAACAACAAGUUUGCCUCAUUCAUCGACAAGGUAAGGUUCCUGGAGCAGCAGAACAAGGUCUUGGAGACCAAGUGGGAGCUUCUUCAGGAGCAGGGCUCCAAGACGGUGAGGCAGAACCUGGAGCCUUUCUUUGACACCUACAUCAAUGACCUCCGCCGGCAGCUGGACAGCAUCACCACAGAGAGGGGCAGGCUGGAUGCGGAGCUGAGGAACAUGCAAGACGUUGUGGAAGAUUUCAAAGUCAGGUACGAGGAUGAAAUUAACAAGCGCACCGCUGCCGAGAAUGAGUUUGUGGCCCUGAAGAAGGAUGUGGACUCAGCCUACAUGAACAAGGUGGAACUGGAGGCCAAGGUCAACUCUCUGACUGAUGAGAUCAACUUCUUCCGGAUGCUCUUUGAGGCCGAGCUAUCCCAGAUGCAGACCCAGGUCAGUGACACAUCUGUGGUCCUGUCCAUGGACAACAACCGCAGCCUGGACCUGGACAGCAUCAUCGCUGAGGUCAAGGCCCAAUACGAGGAUAUCGCCAACCGCAGCCGGGCCGAGGCUGAGUCCUGGUACCAGACCAAGUAUGAGGAGCUGCAGGUCACAGCCGGCCGGCAUGGCGAUGAUCUCCGCAACACCAAGCAAGAAAUCUCCGAGAUGAACCGGGUGAUCCAGAGGCUGAGAGCCGAGAUCGACAGCGUCAAGAAACAGUGUUCCAGCCUGCAAACGGCCAUCGCUGACGCAGAACAGCGUGGAGAGUUGGCCCUCAAGGAUGCCCGGGCCAAGCUAGUGGACCUAGAGGAGGCCCUGCAGAAGGCCAAGCAGGACAUGGCCCGGCUGCUGCGCGAGUAUCAGGAGCUCAUGAACGUCAAGUUGGCCCUGGACGUGGAGAUCGCCACCUACCGCAAGCUGCUGGAGGGUGAGGAGUGCAGGCUGAGCGGAGAGGGCGUUUCUCCUGUUAACAUCUCUGUGGUCACCUCCACUGUUUCCAGCGGCUACGGCGGCGGCAGCAGCCUUGGAGGCGGAAGUCUGGGUCUCAGUGGGGGCAGCGGCUACUCCUUCACCACCAGCGCUGGGCACAACCUGGGCUCGGGCCUGGGCGGCUCCAGCUUCAGCGCCAGUAGCAGCCGGGGCCUCGGGAGCAGUGGCUCCAGUGUCAAGUUUGUCUCUACCACAUCCUCCAGCCGGAAGAGCUACAAGCAUUAA
This is a messenger RNA of Mustela lutreola (European mink), 1671 nucleotides long. Its product is annotated as keratin, type II cytoskeletal 75. Gene Ontology annotation, molecular function: structural constituent of skin epidermis. NCBI's taxonomy places the organism in Eukaryota, Metazoa, Chordata, Mammalia, Carnivora, Mustelidae. The transcript is spliced from 9 exons. Gene Ontology annotation, cellular component: keratin filament. The coding region runs from base 16 to 1671 and encodes 551 amino acids. The record is from RefSeq and is a predicted model, not a curated record. Gene Ontology annotation, biological process: keratinization; intermediate filament organization.